AUGGUGCCGCUAUUCCCUGCUGCCUAUUUCAUCCAUGGCCCAGUGAUGGAUGCGGUACUUACCGUUGCUCUCACUCUCCACAUCCACUGGGGAGUGCAAGGAGUGGUCCAGGAUUACGCACGUCCAUUUGUAAUUGGAGAUACUCUUGCGAAAACUGCUCGAGCUUCCGUUUACCUAAUUACGGCCGCUCUUCUGGCAGGUACGCUCAUGUUUAUUGAACGCUAUUUCGCUGCUGCUAUGGUGCCGCUAUUCCCUGCUGCCUAUUUCAUCCAUGGCCCAGUGAUGGAUGCGGUACUUACCGUUGCUCUCACUCUCCACAUCCACUGGGGAGUGCAAGGAGUGGUCCAGGAUUACGCACGUCCAUUUGUAAUUGGAGAUACUCUUGCGAAAACUGCUCGAGCUUCCGUUUACCUAAUUACGGCCGCUCUUCUGGCAGGGCUUCUCCACUUCAACACCAACGAUGUGGGCAUCACUGAAGCUUUCCGAAUGGUAUUUUCGCUCUGA
Messenger RNA from Cooperia oncophora, 504 nucleotides. Lineage: Eukaryota; Metazoa; Nematoda; Chromadorea; Rhabditida; Trichostrongylidae. The record is from the annotation of a GenBank genome assembly.